AUGAAGCUCUCAAUACAAAUAAAAAUAGUUGUUGUUUAUCUCUUGACAAAAACAAACAACCCUUACUCUGAGGAGGAUUUUGUGACAUGUGAGGACGAUGGCUCUGGCACUUCUGAGGAGGAAGUGAUAUUAGCUUGUGGUGCUGAAGCAGCAGAGAGUUCUGGCAACUCUGACAACAUGUGA
Messenger RNA from Arabis nemorensis, 183 nucleotides. The record is from the annotation of a GenBank genome assembly. NCBI's taxonomy places the organism in Eukaryota, Viridiplantae, Streptophyta, Magnoliopsida, Brassicales, Brassicaceae.